This is a messenger RNA of Lecanosticta acicola, 1193 nucleotides long. The record is from the annotation of a GenBank genome assembly. NCBI's taxonomy places the organism in Eukaryota, Fungi, Ascomycota, Dothideomycetes, Mycosphaerellales, Mycosphaerellaceae.
AUGGUUGCAACAAUCAAGAAGUAUAAGGCUGCGGCCGUCAACGCCGAGCCAGGCUGGCUCGAUCUCGAAUCCGCUGUUGAGAAGACCAUUCACUGGAUCAACGAGGCUGGCAAGGCUGGAUGCAAGUUGAUUGCAUUCCCAGAACUUUGUACGCUGUCACCAGUCUCGUGUUCUGUGUACCUUUUGCUAACAGCUUCUAGGGAUUCCGGGCUAUCCAUGGUGGAUGUGGCGCGUCAACUAUCAAGAAAGCCUCCCGCUUCUGAAGAAGUACCGCGAGAACAGCUUGCCAUCGGAUUCUCCGGAGAUGCAUCGCAUUCGCAAGGCUGCCAAGGACAACAACAUCUUCGUGUCCCUUGGAUACUCCGAAGUCGAUCUGAACAGUCUUUACACUUCGCAGGUGCUGAUUGACUCCACUGGUACUGUCAUCAACCACAGGCGCAAGAUCCGGGCAACGCACGUUGAGCGACUUAUCUUUGGUGAUGGUACUGGCGAUACCACCUCGAUGGUCGUCGACACUGAGAUUGGCCGCAUUGGUCAGCUGAACUGCUGGGAGAACAUGAAUCCGUUCCUGAAAGCAUAUGCUGUCUCUCUCGGGGAGCAGGUUCAUGUUGCUGCAUGGUUAGUGAAAUACAACAGAGUGUUACUCUUUUGUGUCAUCUGACGUGUUACGCAGGCCUCUAUACCCACACGCCACCACUCUCAAGUACCCGGAUCCAUACACCAACAUCAGCGACGCCGCCUCCGAUAUCGUCACCCCGGCUUAUGCCAUCGAAAGCGGCUCCUUCACACUCGCUCCUUUUCAGACCAUCUCCGCCAAGGGCGUCGACCUCCAGACACCACCAGGCACAGAGCGCGCGGAUCACCACAUUUUCAAUGGAAACACCCGCAUCUACGGCCCCGACGGACAGUCGUUGAUCGAGCGCCCAAGCGAGGACUUUGAAGGUCUGGUAUUUGUGGAUAUAGAUCUCGAUGAGACGCAUCUGAGCAAGGCGCUGAAUGAUUUCGGUGGCCACUACAUGAGACCGGAUCUGAUCAGAUUGGUUGUAGACGUGGAUCGCAAGACGAAUGUCAGCAAGGUUUCCGGUGCUGGAGUGCCGGAGUUGGUGUCCACUGUCGAGCGCGUUGGGUUGAACAAGCCACUAAAGGAUGAGAAGGAAGAGGACGCGAGGAAGGCGCCAGUCGCCGAGGAGUAA